This is a messenger RNA of Striga hermonthica, 477 nucleotides long. NCBI's taxonomy places the organism in Eukaryota, Viridiplantae, Streptophyta, Magnoliopsida, Lamiales, Orobanchaceae. The record is from the annotation of a GenBank genome assembly.
AUGCAUCCCAUGACGAUCCUCAUCCUUUUCUUAAUGAGCAGCAGCAGCUUUUCGAUCGGUGCUGGCACCACCUUCACUGUUUUGCUGGCCGGCCAAAGCAACAUGGCCGGUCGAGGCGGCCUCAACGGUGCCGGCGUGUGGGACAGGUUCGUCCCACCCGAGUCGGAGCCGCCCAUACCAGACUCGGUCAUCAGACUGAGUCCUGAUCUGACGUGGGAAAGGGCAUCCGAGCCUCUCCACCGCGGCCUCGACUUCACUGUCCAAGAGCCGAAGCUCGGCAUCGGCCCCGGGAUGCCCUUUGCCACCGCCCUCCUCCGACACGUCGACCCUCUCAACACGGGCACUGUCACCGUGGCCCUCGUCCCGGCCGCCCAGGGCGGUACGAGCAUCGUCCAGUGGCAGCGCGGCAACAACACGGCUUACAUCAACCUGCUCGCCCGGGCCGAGGCCGCCAGCCGUUGGUUUCAAAUGUCUUAA